CUGCAGCAUCACUGAACUGGUGCAGUGCAAAAYGCACACUCAUCCUCACCGAUGGUGUGCAGAACAAGGGGGACAUAAAAAAAACCUUCCGAAACUAAAACAUACAUCUUUUUCUUAAAACCCUAAAAAAAAAACCACAACAAAAAUCAUCAUGAGCUACGAGUCCUUCUUCUCCCACCGACGUCCUUGGGACAGCUACAAAGGCUCCCGACCUACCACCAAGUCUUCCAUGUCGUCCUCUCUGUACUCAUCUCCCCGAGCUCCUCCAUCCGGCAAGAGGAUCCUGAAGACGACAUCCUCUUCGCUGCCGAACGGCUCGCAGAGGAUGGAUCUGGUUCAGGUGAGCUCCAUCAACACCGAGCUGCUGGAAAUGCGGUCUCAGGAGAGGGAGCAGCUUGUGGACCUGAACGACCGCUUUGCCACCUACAUCGAGAAGGUGAGGCACCUUGAGCUACAGAACCGAGCCCUGCUGGCCGAGUUGGACGCAUUGAGGAGGAGGCAGAAUGACCCGUCCCGGCUGCAGGGGUUCUAUGAGGGGGAAGCUCGGAGUUUGAGAGCCAUGAUCGACUCAGAGAACAAUGAGAAGAUGCAGAUGGAGGCAGAGAGGGACUACAUGCGGGAUGUGUACGAGCAGAUGAAGGAACGCUACGAAGACCAGGCAAGGCRCCGUCUGGAUGCCGAGGAGGGCCUGCAGAGGGCCAGAGAGGAGGCGAGUCGGGCCGUCCUCUACAACUGUGACACGGAGGCCACUGUGGUCUCUCUGUGUGACGAGAUAGUCUUCCUGAAGAAAGUCUUUGCAGAAGAGCAAGCGGAGCUCCAGGCCCAGCUGCAGGUGGCAAACAUCAGCGUUGACGUAGAGUUGUCUAGGCCUGACCUCUCCACCGCCCUGCGGGACAUCCGGGCGCAGUACGAGCGGCUCGCCAACAAGAACAUGCAGGCCGCCGAGGACUGGUACAAGAGCAAGUUUGUGAGUGUGGCGGAGAUGGCCAGCAAGAACAACGAAGCUGUCCACGCCAUCCGGGAAGAGACUAUGGAGUACCGGAGGCUGCUUCAGUCUCGUUCGUCUGAGAUUGAAGCUCUCCGGAAUGUCAUCAACUCCCUAAACAAGCAACUGGAGGAUUUGGAGGACACACAGGCCAAGGAGGUUGAGAAAUACCAGGUGAGGAUAAGUGAACUGGAGCAGGACAUUACUGAGGCGAAGCAAGAGAUGGCGCGCUACCUGAGAGAUUACCAAGACCUUCUCAACGUCAAGAUGGCCCUUGACAUUGAAAUUGCCGCGUACCGGAAACUCUUGGAAGGGGAGGAGAUUCGGCUGACCUACCCUCUCCUUCCAGCUCUAAAUUAAAACCUACUGAUAUCUUCAGAAACCCAGCCCCCCUUUUCUCUUCCUUAAAUGUUCUUCCCCAACAUUCUUUAUCCCCCUCUCACCUUUCCUCUAACUUCAGUCUUUCUGAAACAACCAUUCAUCAACCYUUCCAAGAAACAUACCAAAAACAGAAACUCAUCUCUCUCAAGACGGCAGCGCCCUUGUGCUAAACAAGAGGUCCAUAAGAAGUCCCCCUUCUUCUACACACGUCCUGACACCACACAUCAUGAAGAUGGCGACCUGUCCAACACAGAGUGGCUGGACUGCAUUAGUUAUGUAACAAAAGCAGGUGGCAGUUUUGCUUUGGCUGAGUUCCUCUCCGUUAAGGCAGGCUAAGGUCCAAGCAGCAGUUAGCCACUGGACUUUCUUGAUCCCUCUGUAUCCGAACAUUUGACCAGCUGUUUGUGAAGGAGACGGAAAGAAAUCCAGUCAUCUCUCAAUGCUUGGAUCUUUUCUGCCGCAUAUUUUUUUUCCACCUGGAACUCAACCAAUCAGUGAAGCAGUCCCCUGCAUCCGGUUUUCCGGUAAUAACUUAGAGGCGGUAACUUUAAACAUCUCUUUUAAACUGAUGACCACAAGACCUACUCUGUUCUAUGAUUUUGUAGUACAAAAAUUGGGUGAAUCUGCUCUUUAUGACUGGAUAAUUGGCUCUUUGGAUGUGUAAUAAACCACCCAACUUCCAGACACGUAAAUGCUAUUAAGUUUUAGAGUUUUGUCUUGAGAAAUUGUUUGUCUCAUAGACGAUUUGUGCCAAAUUUGCUCUUCUAAGUCAUUAAAAACUAGAAAAAUCUCAACAUGACAGCUCUAUCUAAGGAAGCCUCUUGUUCUAUGUCGGUUGAUUUCGGAUCUACACCUGUGAAAACCGUACAAAGUCGGCACCAUAACGAUCGGUGUCCUUGUCCUUGUAACAACCAACAACAAGCUGAAUAAACACAUAACUGACCUGCA
Messenger RNA from Poecilia reticulata (guppy), 2314 nucleotides. It is a transcript of the gene neff2, whose product is annotated as neuronal intermediate filament family member 2. Lineage: Eukaryota; Metazoa; Chordata; Actinopteri; Cyprinodontiformes; Poeciliidae. Gene Ontology annotation, biological process: neurofilament bundle assembly. Gene Ontology annotation, molecular function: structural constituent of postsynaptic intermediate filament cytoskeleton. The record is from RefSeq and is a predicted model, not a curated record. Gene Ontology annotation, cellular component: axon; postsynaptic intermediate filament cytoskeleton; intermediate filament.